Messenger RNA from Drosophila obscura, 1940 nucleotides. It is a transcript of the gene CCT4, whose product is annotated as T-complex protein 1 subunit delta. The transcript is spliced from 5 exons. Gene Ontology annotation, molecular function: ATP binding; ATP-dependent protein folding chaperone; ATP hydrolysis activity. Lineage: Eukaryota; Metazoa; Arthropoda; Insecta; Diptera; Drosophilidae. The record is from RefSeq and is a predicted model, not a curated record. Gene Ontology annotation, biological process: protein folding. Gene Ontology annotation, cellular component: chaperonin-containing T-complex. The coding region runs from base 125 to 1726 and encodes 533 amino acids.
GGUCACACUGACAGCACGGCAGCCGAACAAAAAUAAAAUUGGACAUUUUUUAAUCUGUGUUAAUCGCUGUGAAAAUCGUUGAUAAUAAUUGCAUCUUGUUUAAAAAUUUAUAAUUAACACUACAAUGGCGCCCAAGGCUAGAACAGUUGGUAUUAAACCGAAGUCGCAGACCUUCAAAGACAAGUCUAAGCCCAACGAUGUUCGUAUGUCGAACAUACAGGCGGCUAAAGCUGUCUCCUCUGCCAUCCGCACGAGCUUGGGUCCCCGCGGCAUGGACAAGAUGAUUCAGGCCGGCAACGGCGAGGUUUCCAUCACCAACGAUGGUGCCACCAUCUUGAAGCAGAUGAAUGUGCUCCACCCGGCCGCCAAGAUGUUGGUCGAGCUGUCCCGCGCCCAGGACGUUGAGGCCGGUGACGGCACCACCUCGGUGGUGGUCAUUGCCGGUGCCUUGCUGGAGGCCUGCGAGAAGCUGCUGCAGAAGGGCUUGCACCCGACGGCCAUUUCGGACUCGUUCCAGCGCUGCUCCAACAAGGCUGUGGAGAUUCUCACACAGAUGGCCACGCCCAUCGAGCUGACGGAUCGUGAGACCCUGAUCAAGAGCGCCUCCACAUCGCUCAACUCCAAGGUUGUCUCGCAGCAGAGCAGCCUUCUGGCCCCCAUCGCCGUGGACGCCGUGCUGAAGGUCACCGAGCCGGGCAAGGAGACCUCCGUGGAUCUUAAGAACAUUAAGGUGAUCUCCAGUCUGGGCGGCACCGUCGAGGACACUGAGCUGAUUGAUGGCUUGGUCUUCACCAGCCGCUCGGCCGGCACCAAUGCCCCCAAGCGCCUCGAGAAGGCCAAGAUUGGUCUCAUCCAAUUCUGUAUUUCGGCUCCCAAAACCGAUAUGGAUCACAACGUGAUUGUUUCGGAUUACGCCGCCAUGGAUCGUGUAUUGAAGGAGGAACGUUCCUACAUUCUCAACAUUGUCAAGCAGAUCAAGAAGGCCGGCUGCAAUGUUCUGCUGGUCCAAAAGUCUAUCCUCCGUGAUGCUGUUUCGGAUCUGGCGCAGCAUUUCCUGGACAAGAUCAAGUGUAUGGUGGUCAAGGAUGUGGAGCGUGAGGACAUUGAGUUCGUCUGCAAGACCCUGCACUGCCGUCCGAUUGCAUCGUUGGAUCACUUCACCGCCGAGAAUCUGGUCAGCGCCGAACUCGUGGAAGAGGUUGCCAGUGGCACCAACAAAUUCGUGAAGAUCACCGGCAUCCAGAACCAGGGACGCACUGUGUCGAUCAUUUGCCGUGGAUCCAACAAACUGGUGCUGGAGGAGGCAGCCCGUUCCCUGCACGACGCUCUCUGUGUGGUGCGCUGUCUGGUGAAGAAGCCGUUCCAGAUUGUGGGCGGUGGCGCUCCCGAGAUCGAGAUGUCGCUGCAAUUGGCAGCUGUCGCCCAGACUGUGGAGGGUGUGGAUGCCUAUUGCUUCCGCGCAUUUGCCGAUGCCCUGGAGGUCAUUCCCUCGACGCUGGCCGAGAAUGCCGGCCUCAAUCCCAUUGCCACUGUCACAGAGCUGCGCAAUCGUCAUGCCCAGGGCGAGAAGAAUGCCGGCAUCAAUGUGCGCAAGGGUGCCAUCACAGAUAUCUAUGCAGAGAAUGUGGUUCAGCCGCUGCUGGUCAGUGUUUCGGCCAUCACCUUGGCCACGGAGACGAUUCGCUCCAUCUUGAAGAUCGAUGAUAUUAUCAAUACCUUCAGCUAAAUACUGGGCCUCCGCCGCCUGCAACUUCAGUCUCUGAUCACGAUCAAGCAUUUUCCCCUUAACGCAUCCUCAUCAUUUAUUCUCCUCACCUCUUACACCCUUAUACAUCAUGCGGCUGCGCAUUUAAUUUGAAUAAAAUUCACACUACACUACGCCUUACCACUCUAAUAUGUAUUAAAAAGCGAACUAAAAGAAUUAAAUAUUGCGCUAACAC